UUGAGUUGUCGAAAGGUGCUGCAUCCGCGCGUCCGCUUAAUACAAUUUCAAAGAGUGUUUGUUCUGUGAAUAGUGCUGGGAAUUUACUGAUAACUAAAGAGCCUGACGGGUGCUACAACUCGGUUGAUCCACUAGGAUCGUCAAGACUUUGAAGAAGAAGAAGAAGAUAGCGGGAUUCCCCGAAACAGCCGUCCAUAUUUGGAAAAGGCGAUGUAAACACAAGUUUAAAAUCGCGACAAAAAUCAAUGUAAGGCCAAAAUCGACGAUUUAUCGAUACAUUUAAGGUGAUUAGCAUAUAUUUUAGGAAUGCCAUUAAUGAUAUUUACUCAACAACGUAUCGUUUAUGGUGUAUUUGAUCAUUAUUUCAUGCAAUGUUAACACUGCGACAGAUACGAUCUGCGCAUGCGCUAGAUGAGCUGUCCUGGCUACUACCAGUACUUCUUUUGGCAAAGCCUUUGCUGCUGUAGCCAACAGCAUACCUCGUAUUUGUUUUUAUUUCGUGGUCACGAAGGCUUUUUAUGCAUUCUUCAAGUGAUCCAAAAAGCACGGUCACAUCCUCUGUCAUUUUGUAGUGGAACAGUUUUCGGUAACUCGCAAGACAGAGAACGAUUUGUGGUACACACAUAACUCUUGUCAUCUACCGUUCUAACUCUUUACACAUAGGGUCUACGCGAAAAUGGCGGAACGCAAGCGAGGGCGUCCUCCUCUUAGCGAAUCAGCUAGAAAAAGACAUAAAAGAGAUCGUGAACAUUUGAAAGUGUACUUGGGGCAAUACACGGCGGAAUGGAACUGUGUGAAGUAAAGAAUGGGAUUUUCCCAUGAUUUUGAAGUUGCCCGCUAUCUACUGGAGUUUGAAAAAGCGCGUGUCAAACAACCAUCUGCGCUUGAAACACAGCCAUCAACCUUCACACCGAUGCAGAUCAAUGUUUUGAAAUCAAAGCCUGCAUCACCCCAGAUAAGCAGCAUAAGUGAAAUGGGAUCAAGCAGUGCUGCAGAACAAGACAUAGAUGUGACAGGAGUGGCUGAAAUGUCUGGAGUUGAGGAAAUUCAGUCCACGACCUCAGAGGUGAAAUCCAGUACUUUAGAGGACACAGAAAUGCCACUGGAGGACAUCCCACCUGUGUAUACAACAAGACGAAGGAAGGUUGAAGAGAAGAAGAUCUCCAGUUCGUUUGUUAACCCGUUUGACUUAACUCUGGACUGUACAUGUGAAGAUGAAGAUGAUAAUGAUUAUGAUGACGAUGAUUCACUUUAUGAGCCUAGUGGCUUUACCAUGGAGCAGAUCUUACCUGAAAAAGUCAUGGAGAGCGAAGACAUGGCCUUCGAAGAGGCAGAGUUUGGUCUGGAAAAAGUGGAAGAGGUUGAGAUAACAGAUGAAGAUGAAGACAGUGAUAGAGAGGAGCCAGUCACAAAAAUAAGCAGUGACUCAUUUGGCUGGCUGGCUGAAGAAGUGAAGGUCAUAGUCUUCCUGAAGCAACUGCUCCAACUUGCAGAGUUGACUGUAAAAAAGUGCCCAACAUGCGGCUCAGACAGACUGGUGAUCCAGGAGUCAUAUUUUGGAUCCUCAGUAUCACUGAAAUGGGUUUGCCCCUCUGACCACACUGCUGCUCAGUGGCACUCACAGCCAAUCCUGAAUAGAAUGAUGAGGAGUGGGGAAUUUUCUAUUAGCGCCACCAUCCUUACAUCUGGAAACAAUUAUGGAAAAAUGUCAUUGUGGGACCAGAUGCUGAAAGUGAAGUUCCCCUCUGCCAAUCAAUUCCACCGCAUCCAAACACACUACCUGGUGCCAACAAUUGACAGUUACUGGCAGCACACUCAGGAAGAGAUCCUGGCAGCAUGUCAAGGAGAGAUUGUUGUUUUAGGGGAUGGUCGCAAUGACAGCCCUGGACACUGUGCCCAAUACUGCUCAUACUCUCUAAUGGACAAUGCUUCGAAGAAAAUCCUGACCCUCCAAACAGUGGACAAGCGAAUGACUGGUAGGAAGUCAGCUGCAAUGGAAAAGGUUGGCUUCCAAGCAGCAAUGGAUGAUUUAAACGCCAAGGGAGUAGGUGUGGUGGAAGUUGUCACAGAUGCACACAUGGGAAUAGGAGCACUUAUGAAAUUGCCGGCCUUUGACAAGAUCCAGCAUUCCCAUGAUAUAUGGCAUGUUGCCAAGAAUUCGGGGAAGAAACUGACAGGUAGCAAUGAAGAAAGGGAACCAGUCAAUACUUCCUUGGGUGAAGGACAUUGUCAAUCACUUCUGGUUCACAUGCAAACAAGCAGAGACAAAACAGCAGUUUGUGGCCAUUUGGGUUGGGGUCAUGCACCAUAUUGUGAACGAACAUGCAUGGAUAGUGGGUCAUUGUGACCCGGACUUCAACCACUGCCUGCAUGCACCUUUGGACGGAGUGGAGUGAGACAAAUCAUGGCUUCAUCCAGUCCGUGAUGCUUGUUCCUUGAGAGAGCUUGCUAAGGUUGUCUUUGAUAAGAGGCGCCUCAACUUGAUUGACAAGUAUCUCAA
Dreissena polymorpha is the source of this 2500-nucleotide messenger RNA. RefSeq lists its product as uncharacterized. NCBI's taxonomy places the organism in Eukaryota, Metazoa, Mollusca, Bivalvia, Myida, Dreissenidae. The transcript has 11 exons. Bases 806 to 2347 code for a protein of 513 amino acids. The record is from RefSeq and is a predicted model, not a curated record.